GGUGGAGGCGGGCGAGGAGGAGGAGGUGGGGGGGGAUGCGGCGGCGGCUUGGCGGUACGCGCUGCCUGCCCUCGCCUCUUCCCGCGUUGGGCUGAGGCGGCCCCGCACCGGGGUCCGUCCCGUCCCCCCCUUCGGCGGCGGCACCUGCUGCCGGCAGGCGCCGGGCCGCAUGAACAAUAGGCGGCGGUACCGGCCCCGCCGCCCCCCGCAGCGCCCGGCUGCCGCGGGCGCCUCCCCCUAUGGAGCAGCCUCGCCAUGGAGCCCCUCACAGAGCUCAGCCAGGAGGGCGCGGGCGGCGGGGAGCCGCCGGGCGGCGGGCCGCUAUGGACCGCCGUCUUCGAGUACGAAGCGUGCGGCGAGGACGAGCUGAGCUUGCGGCCGGGGGACGUGGUGCAGGUGCUGUCCCGGGACUCGCACGUGUCCGGCGACGAGGGCUGGUGGACGGGCAAGAUCGACCAGCGCGUCGGUAUCUUUCCCAGCAACUACGUGAGCAGCGGCGUGCAGGGGGGCGGCCCGGAGCUGCGGACCCGCUAUCCGCCGCCCCCCGCCAUACAGCUCCUGGAGAUCGACUUCUCGGAGCUUGUUCUGGAGGAAAUCAUUGGCAUAGGGGGCUUCGGAAAAGUGUAUCGAGCUGUAUGGAUAGGAGAUGAGGUUGCUGUCAAGGCAGCUCGCUAUGACCCUGAUGAGGACAUCAGCCAGACCAUUGAGAAUGUCCGCCAAGAGGCCAAGCUCUUUGCAAUGUUAAAGCAUCCCAACAUCAUUGCCCUCAGGGGCGUGUGUUUGAAGGAACCUAAUCUUUGCUUGAUCAUGGAGUUUGCCCGUGGAGGAUCGCUAAACAGAGUAUUGUCUGGUAAAAGGAUACCCCCUGACAUACUAGUGAACUGGGCAGUACAGAUUGCGAGGGGAAUGAACUACCUGCACGAGGAAGCAAUUGUUCCCAUCAUUCACCGUGACCUGAAGUCCAGCAACAUACUGAUACUCGAAAAGGUGGAAAACGGAGAUCUGAGCAACAAGAUAUUGAAGAUCACGGAUUUCGGCUUGGCCAGGGAAUGGCAUAAAACUACCAAAAUGAGCGCAGCUGGGACAUAUGCCUGGAUGGCUCCUGAGGUCAUCCGCUCUUCCAUGUUCUCCAAAGGCAGCGAUGUGUGGAGUUAUGGUGUGCUGCUUUGGGAACUGCUAACAGGAGAAGUACCGUUCCGAGGAAUUGAUGGUCUUGCAGUAGCAUACGGUGUUGCCAUGAAUAAACUUGCCCUUCCCAUCCCUUCCACAUGUCCAGAGCCUUUUGCCAAACUCAUGGAAGAUUGUUGGAACCCUGACCCACACUCACGACCUUCCUUUGCCAGUAUCCUAGACCACCUCACCGCCAUAGAAGAGUCUGGUUUCUUUGAAAUGCCCAAAGAUUCCUUUCACUCCCUGCAGGAAGACUGGAAACAAGAGAUCCAAGAGAUGUUUGAUCAGCUCAGAGCCAAAGAAAAGGAGCUGCGUACAUGGGAAGAAGAGCUGACUCGUGCUGCUGUUGAACAGAAGAACCAUGAAGAGUUGCUACGAAGGCGGGAACAGGAACUGGCAGAACGUGAGAUUGACAUCCUGGAAAGGGAGCUCAACAUCAUCAUCCACCAGCUGUGUCAGGAGAAGCCUCGGGUGAAGAAACGCAUGGGGAAGUUCAAGAGGAAUCGGCUCAAGUUAAAAGAUGGCAAUCAUAUCAGCCUGCCCUCAGAUUUCCAGCAUAAAUUCACUGUGCAGGCUUCUCCAACGAUGGAUAAAAGAAAAAGCUUGAUCAGUAGCUGCUCCAGCCCUCCUGCAAGUCCUACCAUUAUUCCCAGACUCAGGGCCAUACAGUUGACUCCUGCUGAAAGCAGUAAAACGUGGGGACGAAGCUCAGUCCUUCCAAAGGAGGAAGGAGAGGAAGAAGAGAAGAGAGGCCAGAAGAAAAAGGGACGCACUUGGGGACCAAGCUCACUUUGUCACAAGGAGCUAGGUGCAGGAGAAGAUGGUCUGAAAGCUCUGGUAGAAGGAUACAAACAGUGGUCAUCCAGUGCACCGAACCUUGGGAAGAUCCAGAGAACUGCACCUGCUUUUCCAGGAUUCACCAGCUUAGCAGAGAUGGAUGAUGAAGACAGCGAAUGUCUUAAUGGGGAGGGCAAAGUGCACCCUUCACCUGGGCACAAUCAGUCAUACCUCUGCAUCCCAUUUCAGAAGAAUGAAGACUGGGAUGGCCCUUCUAGUGAUGCCAAUGAGGAGUCCACCCCUGUGAACUCUGCUACUAGUACCCCACAGCUGACGCCCACCAACAGCCUCAAACGUAGCGGCUCCCACCACAAGCGAUGCGAGGUUGCAUUGCUUGGCUGUGGAGCAGUGCUGGCUGCUGCAGGCCUGGGAUUUGAUCUGUUAGAAGCAGGGAAGUGUCAGCUACUGAUUGAGGAGGAGCCAGAGGCACCCAAGGAAGAGAAGAAGAAGCGUGACAGCAUUUUCCAGCGAGCUGGACGCCCACGCAGGAGCACUAGUCCACCUUCCCGAAAGAUCUUCAAGAAGGAGGAUCCCCUGUUGUUGCUAGGCGAGCCAUCCACAUCCCUCACCCUUCUUUCCCUGUCUUCCAUUUCAGAAUGUAAUUCCACCCGGUCCCUGCUGCGCUCAGACAGUGAUGAGAUUGUGGUGUAUGAAAUGCCUGUCAGCCCAGUGACAGUCAAGGCUCCCUUGCCAGUCAUUACCAACCCACUAGUCAAUGUCCAGAUUGAGCGGUUCAAACAAGACCCCAACCAGUCCCUGACUCCCACGCAUGUGACAGUCUCCUCCCACACCCAGCAAAGCGGGCACAGGCGCACCCCUUCUGAUGGGGCCAUCAAAGGGAGUGGACUAGUUGUCAAUGGGUGCCCAACCAGUGGAUGCCCUUCCAGUAGCUGUUUAACUGGAGCACUGGGAGCAGGUGUAUUAAAAACACCUAGUCCAAGCAGAGAUCCCAGUGAGGUCCCUCGCCUGCCAGACCCCAACCUUGUUUUUCCUCCAACCCCGAGACGAUGGAAUGCACAGCAGGACCCCACACUGGAAAGACCCAAGACCUUGGAGUUCCUGCCCCGGCCACGUCCUGCAGCCAGUCGGCAGCGGCUUGAUCCCUGGUGGUUUGUGUCGCCCAGCAAUGCCAAGGGUGAAUCUUCUGCCAACAGUUCAAGUACUGAUACUCCAAGCAAUCUGGACUCCUGUUUUGCUAGUAGCAGCAGCACUGUAGAAGAGAGACCUGGACUGCCUGCGCUGCUUCCUUUCCAGGUGGGUCUUCCUGUAGAGGAGCGGACACUGUUGGACAUAGAUGCUGAGGGGCAGAGCCAGGACAGCACCAUUCCGCUAUGCAGAAGUGAACUUAACACACACAAAGCUGCAGCAUAUGAACUCAAGCAGGAAUUCUGGUCUUAGUAUGAAAUCCACUGGGGACAGUGAGCCCCUCUAAAUUCAAUCCUACUUUUUGCACUGAGAAUGCACUUUGAAGACAGAUGAGACGGAGAGAUGCUAUGGAGAUCAUAUGGUGCUGCCUCUGCUGAAGAUGUGUUGUUUGACUGCCUGAUUUUUGCCUGCAGUUGGAUGAAACUUGGCAACUCUGAGCUGCUGACUUUUGCUGUGGGGUUUUUCUGUAGUCUUCCCUGCCCUCUUAUGGCAGUUUGAAUCUGCAAUGAGCUAAAAUUAUCAUAUCAAAGUCUUUGUUACUGACCUUGUAGGAUUUGGCACUUGCAGUACGUAUAUUUGUAUCUAUUCUGGUAUUAAUCAGUAUUUUCAAAACUCAAAUAUUACACUACAGCAGACACCAGUGUUUGAUGUUUUCCCAAGGAAUCCAGGACAGAAACAAGUACAUAUCUGGAGACUAUCUUGUCUGAAAUGUAUUCAGAUCAUUAGGUAGGCUUGGGAAUCAUGGUACCCCACUGGAGGAGCAGAAGUAGCUAUCUUAGACUUGCUUGUCCUCUUUUGCUCAUGUGAUAGCGCAAGGUGGAACAGAUUGCAGAGGAAUGGCAUGGCAUCUCCACUGAUGGAGGGCUCUGAGAACAGACUUAACUAGACUGUUGGGAACAAGUAGGUGUGGUUUAUCCUGGCUUCAAGGCAGGUUGGAUGGGCUUAAGUGAUCUCUUGAGGUCCCUUUCAGCUCUAUUUUUCUAUGGCCCUGUGCUUUCAAAAAGAAUGAAGGUUUAUGGUAUGGCUGUUUACUCUAGCUUGCUUUUUUGUUUCAAACUUUGGUUUCAUCAGCCUCCUCUUCUCACCCCCUGUAUCCCAGGCUCAUAGUCAAGCUGCCUCAGCUUUGGGAAGGGAAUUAGCAGGAACUCUUUCUUUAAAGCUCUGUUGGCUUGCAGAAGUAAGUUGUGUCCCCUCACGCUUGUUGGUUUGUGGUUUUUUUUUUUUUCUUUCUUCCUAUUUUUCUUCCUUUCUUAUGCUUUUUAGGAGUGGUCCUUGAAACCCAAUACUGUUCUUAUGCACACUGAUACUUGUUUAAAGCUCUUUUGAAAUUGAGGCUUGUUAGCAGUUGAGUUGUUCAAACAAGAAUUGGAACAUCUGGAUUCUGUUUUAUUUUGUCACUGACUCACUGUGUGACCUUGGGCAAAUAAUGUAACCUCUGUGCCUGAAUUUCCCCGUCUGUAAAUAAUAGGAAUAAUACCUACCUCACAGGGGGAGGGGUUGGGACAUAUGUAAUAGGUACAAAGUCCUCCUAGAUCUUUGAGUGAAAGGCACUAUAGGCAUGUAAAACUUUAUUCUUGUUCAAAUAUGUAAAAACUCCUAGCUCUGGAGCAAGAACAGACCCCUGUCUUGAAGGAUGAAGUCACACAAGUAGGGUGUGCCUAUGCUCACAGUUUUCUGUACAGAGACUUGCAAGUGUGUCUGUGCCUCUGCAGGUAUAUAUUAUUGGCUUUAAUGAGAGCUUCACUCUUCCCUAGUUUUGGCAUUAUAAAUAAGGGAUGUGGCUUUUAUAUGAGUGUAAUAGGGUAGUCUGCUUUAUUGCAGGGUACAGCAUAUCUGUUCAUUCUUUUUGCACAGAUCUGUGCUCAUUUGGCUAAUCUACUGGCCAUUUGGGUGCAAAUAACUGAUUUGACAGUGCUGCCAAUGCAGUGCUCAAACUGUUAGGGCAGUCCAGUCCUUGUGAAGGCAGUGUAGCUGAAUACUUUCUUGCAGCUAUCAGCACAGAGAACCUGUGUGUUUAGGUGUUUGUAACCUGAUGUUAAAAACCAGCAUGUGUGGGGAAGUACUGUACCUCAGGUUUUUUAACUCUGAGGGCUAAAACCAGCAUAUUGCUAUUAGUCAAGUGCACCCUUUUUUUCAAGCAAUUGCAGUAUGUUUUCAUGUAGAAAGGCCACACAUUGUGUUUAUCGCAUUCCAUGAAACAUGUUUAAUGGCAGAUUUACUUUUUGCUGCCUUCCCCCUUGAAUGCUUUAGGGCUAGCCCUAACGAUGCUACACCAGCUGCUGAAGCUGGAUAGACUGUUGAUUGUGUAGGCAAGGUAUUCUGAUGUGGGGCUAAGAUACUCUGAAAAGAAAACUUGUGUUUCUGACACUUCAGUUAAAUGUAGACCUUUAGCAUUAUGCAUUUCUUAGGCAUUAAUCCUUUUGCUUUCCAUUUCUGAAAACUCGGUUUGUGAUCCAGAGACUAAAAAAAAAAAGGCAAAACCCACCCAAGCAGAUGAUCAAGGAAAGCCCAGUCAGAGGCUAUGUCAGAGGGACUCAAAAGCAGGAGAUUAAAACUAUCUGUUCUUCAUAGUCUCCCUUACCAUUUUAAAAAUAUUGAAACAAAACUAGAUCAGCUGUUCUGGAAUGUAAUGUUUUCUGUCCAAAAACUAUCCUUGCAAAUGUCCUAGGAAGCAUCAUCUGUUCUGCAAAGACAUCACCUGGAAGAGCUCCGUUCAGACAGAAAUCUUUAAAAUACAUUUACUUGCACAGAAUGGGAGGUUACCUUUCUAAGUCACAGUGUUUUAACUCAGUUCACUAAACUUUCUGAUAGUUGGCCAGUUGCUUUCACCAAGUGAACCAUAAGGUUUCUGUCAAGUUCCCAGCAGGCAAGACAGUUGUGUUGUCACCUCUGACUUAGGAAAUUUGAGAAUGAGGUAUUAAAGCCCUUUGCCCCUCUCACCCUUUUAGAUAAUCACUUGGUGAAAGUGUUGUGUAGCUGACCUAUUAGAAGUAUUUUACUCUGAAGAGCAUCUUCCCCAACACCAAAUAGAAAUUGCUACGUCGAAGGACCUGGGUAGAGCAGAUAACAAGGAGUCAAGGAUCCAGAUCAGGGUUUCCAACCUAGAUAUUGUCUAUUACAAAGGGGCCAGAAAGACUAGGGGGAAACAUAAUGUUUGGGUGGGUUUUUUUGUGUUUUAGGGGUUGGGGGUUUUUUUGGGUUUUUUUGUUUGGGUUUUUUUUAGGGGUGGGUGUGGGUGGGUGGGUUUGGUUUUUUUUAAACACUCCUUGGAUGCAACUAUCUUCAUAGUCUAGCAUGUGAAAUAAAAUGAGGUAGUCUUUGAGUAUCAACCCAUAACUGUUUUCCAGUUGGGAGCCCCGUGGCUAACCUGAGGUAUGAGGCAAGAGGAUUCUUGCCAUUGGCUUUAGCAUGUGGUGGGGUAUUCUCUGGCAGGUAGUCAAGGCAAAGAGUUGUCAGGUGUUUUACCUUGAGCAUCCCAAAAGCUGUUGCAACUGGUGUCCUGAGGCCCAGAGGCUAUGUGCAUGUUUAAGCUAGCUCGUAACCUCUCCCUAUAUCCAUCUAUCCCAUCCUGGCUUGAUUUCCCUGCUUUCUUAAUAUGUUGGGUUUUUUCCUUCCCACGGUGGGAGCUGAGGUGUGCUCCAAAUCUCCAAAGCAGUGCUUCACUGUAGUCCACUAGACACUGAGAAGAUAUGAGCCCAUCAGCUCACAAAUCUUUUUUUUUUCUACUGGUUACUAGUAUUCCCAUUUGUCAGGGAGACAAAAGUUUCACAAUAUUGUUGAUUGCCAUACCUUUCUAGCAGCAUUCUUGAAGAUGGUGAAAAUCUUGGUAUAAAAAAAUUCUAAUAAAUGUAUUGUUUCCUAAAUAUCUGAAUAAGUUGCACUUUUUUGCUGAGAAAAUGAGAAAAAGAUCAUGACAGCACAAAAUCACGGAGCAGUCUAAAACAUAAUGACAAAAGAAUGGUGUAAAAUGUGUUAAAGGGUUCACAAAGAGGAAGUGACGUUUUUUAACUGAUAGUAAUGAUAGUAAGAUUGUUGCUGAGAGAAAUUUUUCUGGUCUGGAAAUGUAUAUGUAUUUUCUUUUAAACAGUCAGCUGGCAGUGUGUGCCACUAAUCUGUGUAACUGCUGUGCUGGUUUAGGAAAUAGAAAAAAGUUUGCCAGCCCUUCAAAAUACGCUGUCUUUGUAGCCUGUUUGUUUUGCUGUGAAAUGGGGGAAAGCACAGACGUAGCAACCAGUGCAAAAAAUGAAAAACUUUUUGAUAAAUUUCUGCUGGUUUCACAGAAAUUGAGUGUGGGAUAGGUAGAGAGAAGAAAGCUUUUGUGUCAAAACUAAGGUGAUAGUAGUUAUGGAUUUUUUUUUCCUAACAAUGUUGCUUCCUAUGGAUUGCACAAUACUCUGUUUUGCCAGCAAGUAGACCUUCUUUCCCUUCAGUCUUUUUCAGAGGUGCAAAUGUAACUUUUCUAUAGGUAUUUUUUUCCUUCAGAUUACUAUUGCAAUGGGUUGACAGUAUGGGGCAGGGAACCUCAGUGAAAAUAUUCUUUUUGGAAUGGUUUUCUAACAGUGAGCAUUUUCAAAGUGAAUUUUUCAUUAUUGAUGUGCAAAGACCUGUUCUGGUUUGGCACGCUUUUAUGACAAAAUUUCAUUUUUCUAUACCUCUAGGAAUGGGAGUAAUUGCCUUCCUCUUCAUAGCAUGCUGUUACCCUAAGACUUUAUGGACAAUACUGCAUAGAGAUGUUACUUUGAUUUGUCAUGAAACCGGAUACCUCUCAUUCUGUUGAAGGUGAGGCAGUAAUGGUCAAGUAAAGAAAGGUCUUUGCCAUCUGGAGUGCUCUGUUCAAUAGAAAAUGGCGGGAAAUCUCUCUUCUUGAGUCACCUUUCUAUAUUGAGCUUAACUUUUAUUUGAAACUUAAUUUCUGUGGGAUGAAUACUGGAGUUGGAGUCCCAUCAGAUGUAUGGGACCCAAACCUAAUAUUGUAUCCCAAAAUUCAAUGAUAGCCUGUUACUUUUGUAAGUAAUUCUAAGCUAAUAUUAAUGGUAUUGUUUCUUUUGGGUUUUUUGAAACCUUUCUUCUUGGAAAAAGAGCUUAUUGCUUUCUAACCUUUUCCAUGCAUUUUGGAAAUACUCUCAAGAACUCUUACCAGCUCUGUGGCAAAUACGGAGGAGGCUUGUGUCUUGCACAGUGAUCCAGGUCCUCCUUUUGGCUUCCCUUUUUUCAGUAUGAAACAAGGAUGCCUAUCUUUGGAAAUGAAGGUUUCUGUUCCUUACCCAGUUGCUGCAGAACAAUUUAUUAGCUUCCAUGUUUAUAACUCACUUAAGGCUAUAAUUUGGGUAAAACUGGACAUUAAGAGUGAGGGGAUAGGCAUGUAUUAAAACAUAUUUGCAAUCAAGUAAUAAAUUCAGCAUGUAUGUGGAAAGAGAAUCAAAAUAUACUCAUUCUGUCACAGAGGAUAACUUUUCAGACUUCAUAAACCUUUGGUUGAUCAUAUAUUUAAAAUAUCUUUAGGAAAGAAUGCCUUCCUAUGUUUUUCUGUUUGCUAUUGUAAGGGUAGAAUAUGGUGGUUUGCACGGCCAGUGGUAUUGUAUCUAGCUGGACAGAGAGGAUCUUUAACCAAAUUUUUAUCUUUUUUAGUUUUUUCCUAUUUCAAAUCCAGUUUGUGGUUUAGAUUUUCCUUUUUUUUUUCUUUUUUGUGGUUAACCAACAAGACAGUUUUAAGAAGAACAACUGUUUAUUGUUUCCUCAGCCCUACUUUCACAGUUUUGUGACGCAGUAUAGAACUGCAUUUAUGGCUUAUUCUGCGGCUCCCUCUAUUGAACACACUAGUAGAAAGUCAUAUGCUGCAGUUAAAAUGUGCAUUUGCUUUUGUUUUUUCUCAUGUUCAGCUUUUUUAAGCAGCUUUGCCAUUGGUCAGAGGUGAAUACAGCUUCUGAAAUGACCUACAUCAGCUUUAUUUUUGUAUGUUAAAAAUAGUCAUUCCCAGGCUAAAAGGUUUGUGUGUGCUGGAUUGAAAGGUAAUUUCCCACUGGUGACUGGGUGGUGGGUCUGAUGUAGCUACCAGAAUUAUUGUUCCUCUCUUAUAAGGAUCUCCCUUUUUUUGCAACUGGAAAGUCUUCAGCAUUUCGUCCAUGUUUGUAUACGAGAAACACAUUUCAUCUCCUUUUGUACAUGCAUGAAAAAUCUUUUUUUCUUUGGUUUCAAAUGACUAGGAAUAUAAUUUUCCUACUGAGAAUGGCUUCUUGGACUGUUUGUUUUGUGUUUGGUUUUGUGGUGUGUUUUGGUUUUGUUUUUUAUUUAAGCCUGUGAAAUACAUAUGUAUGUUUCAGUGCAUCCUAUAUUCCUAGGUGCCUUCUAUCUCACAUGCCUUCUUGCUAGGGCCUGAGGCUGUUUUUUGAAGGGCACUCCUGGUUGUAGGUUUCAGUACUGUAGUGUUCUUCACCACACACCAAGCCAAAUACCAGCCCAGUAAACAUUUCAUGCCUUCCCAUUUACUGAUGUGUGUACACUCUUGUGGAAGGAUGUGUGCUAUCACUGGCUCUCCUUAUCUCUUGAUUAGAAUUCUGCUUCUAUCCCAUCUUUAUCGGUUUUUAAUUCUUGUUACUAUAGUACUUGGGGGCCUAAGACAGAAACCAAUACAUGUUUUACAUGUGCUUUGACCGAAAAUGUUUCCAAGCAGGAGCGUAAGACACAACUGGGAGAAGUGAAAGUGGAGGUUGGCAGGAAAUAGCGAAUAAUUUCACUCAAUUAUCCUUCUUAAUGUGAUAAGCAGUAAGAGGAGAGGGGGGUACUAUAUGCUUGGUAAUCUCUUGGCAUCAUAGGCAAAUUGGGUCCUAAAGAAGAAUUUGAGGAAUGUUUAUUUACUUAACUUCUGGUUGGUUUGUUUCAUUUUACCUUGAGCUACCUCAUUUGUAGAGAUGGAGUGGGAAGGAAGCAUAAGUUUUGGCAGUAAUUGCUCUAGGUAGGCAGUUGAGGCUGGAAUGAUGGGAGGACAGAGGCAAAUGCUUGUAUUUGGCUCUUUGACAUUCAAAUUCCUGAUGGAAAAAUAAAACCAGCAAUUCAGUUUUGUAAGUUAAGAUUAUACUUGCUUUUACUAUGUAUGUCUCCAAAAUAAUAAAUGACUAGGCAGGGCGUUUUGCCUGAUGGUUUCUGACCUGUGGAAGAGCUGAUUGUUCACAGACUAAAAAGGGGUGAUUUCAUAUUGGUCACUACUGCUUUUAAAAGUGAAGGUCUGUUUUUUGAAAACAGAUUUUUGUUUUUAAAUAAUCUUGUGUGCUCUUGAAGUGGACCUACACACAAUCCUGAUUGUUUCCCUGUAUUUGCAGUAUCGUUUUCCUAACGUAUCAGAUCCUAAUACAGUCCUUAUUGUAUCUGAAUGCUAAUAAUGUGCAGACAGCCCAAUAUAGCUAAUAUUAAGAAACCAUGACACAUUUUUAGUGUGUAGUGGAUGUAUAAGCUCAGCUUGAAGUGGGCUACUGUUAGGCCUGUAGCUGAUGGGUCAGAUGGAUGCAUAGCUAGCAAAAGGGGGCUUAGAACAAAUCUGCAGAAGGAAUGCCAAAGUUCUGUUUGCUUAAAAUAAACUAUUUGAAACUAUUUGGAAAAUAAUCGGGGGGGUGGGGGGGUGGGGUGUAGGCCCUUCAUUAUAUAGAAAUACUUUUCUAGGAUCUUGUCCAUGCUCAAAACUUAGCUUUCAGGAUAGCUAGUGAGAACCUACAUUGUGUUCAAAAGUUGUUGGCUGAAACCCCAACGUAAGACCAGAAUAAUGCAUUUUAUGUAUGCUAUUUCAGAGUGAUUGGCACUCUCUGUUCUACCUUGAUUGUUCCAGUUUAGCGUUUUCUCAAGAACAGAUGUUGAGAUCGGAUAAAGCUAAGCUUCUUGUCUUGAAGAGACAUAUGGGUCUAAGAAAGAAGCAGCAUUGUUCUAGCUAUGUCCUGGUGCUUUUUUCUCCCUCUCGCUGUCUUAGCAGCAGAGGUUGUAAUGGAGCAGGUAAACAUGCUGGUGUUUAUCCAAGCUUCAUUGAUAAGAAUGCUGCUAACAACAGACUUCAGUGUAUAAAUGGACAGGUUUUUUGGGAACCCUUGUACUUGGCUUCUCCUCACUGAGGACAAACCUGGCUUCUGGUUACUCUUUGGAAUAGCAGAGUUGCACAGUGAGGUUCUUGAGUUUAACUACAGCUGGAGGAGAUCUGAGCUUCUUUCUUGGGUUCUUCUGGAACUUGGAUGUGGCCACUUCUCAACUUGGGUAAUGUGUUCUCUCCCAGGCCCAGUCUGUGAGUGAGCUGUCACCCUCAACUGAUUGCCCAGACGUUCACAGUAGGCUUGUUCUUCUGUCUUGCAGGCUUUAGCGAGCAGCUCUUACAAUGUCAACUGGGUUAGCAUUUGCAUCUGAAUAGGGCAGCUAGUACCUCUGAGCUGACUUUUCACACUGCAUCUCAAGCAGAUGUUACUGCAUCAGUUCUGCCAUUGCUGUUUUCAAGGUUAUCUUGACAACCAUAACAUCUGGAAAUCCUAGACUGUAAAGACUAAAGCCACAGCAAAAAAAAGGAAGGAGGAAAAAAGCAUACAGGUCUUGUGCAACAUAGGUCUCUUUGGAGGAUGGCUAAAUUUGAAGUGGAGAAUAUAGCUAGAUCCACUUAGUCAGCAGGCACCAGUGCCCCUCGUAUUUGGCAGCUAUAAUAAGAUACCACGUAAAAACAAGAUCAUCUAGUAGUAAAAAUUCAUAUUUAGGAUAAUUAAUUUUUAACUGGAAAGGGAAGAGGCCUCAAUUCAAGAAAGCUCUUCAUCAUAUACUUAUAUUCCACUGACUUCAGUGACAUUUAUCUGUGGGUCAAAAUGCACAAGACCCCAAUUCAGCAAAGCUCUUUUAAUCCAAACUGGGGGAUUGUGCUGUAGAGAUUAAUGGUGAAAGACCAGGCUCCGUACUUUGAUUGUCUAAGGAAAGAGUCAAUUUACCUGAGGAAAGAGUUCCUUCACAAGCCUCUGGGUAAAUGCUUUUGGGUCCGAUUGCUGACUUUUGUGGCCUUUCCAUGACUGCACAUGCCAUGCCUAUUUGACUGCUAAUUCUUACCAUAAAUGGGGUAAGCUUUGAGAAUGUUUUCUGACACAGGAGGAAAGAGCAAGGACCUCUGCGUUAGCAGAUUGCUAGCUGUAAAGGGGCAGCAAGUGGUGCAUGGAGGUUGUAUGUGCAAAUGUCAAUUUAACCUGAGGCCUUUUCUCAGGUGUUUUUUCUCAUUUCAAAAAUGUAUCCCUCCAGGCUGGUGGACAGACCUGACAAGUUCAGCAGUGAUCAACAUCCACCACUGUUACUAGAGUUCUUGGGUUCUUGUUUGUCAGCUGUUGGAGCAGCACUUUGAGCUGGUAUAUAUUAUUUCUUUGUCAAUAAUUCAGGACAAACUGGAAAUAUCUGAGAUAUUUUGCCGGACUUAAGUUGAGAGGCUUAUAUGGAGUGGGCAGGGCAACAGCAGUGGAGAAAUCAGGGAAAAUACCUGUGCUUUUUAACAAUGUUUCUUCUGUGGCUUUGAAAGUCCAGGAAUUUCUCAGCCGGAGAAUGUAUUUCCUCCCUCUUUUUAUAAGCUACUUCUUUCUUUUUGCCUUAUUAAUUGUGGAUCUGCUCCUGCUUCUAUUUAAAGCCAGAUGCAAACAUCAGUGACCUGACUUUCCUAGGUACAGUGUUGUAAAUCCGAAGAACCAGGUGAGUAGAUUACUCUAGUGUAAGAUCAUGUCCUCAUGUCUGCUCUUUUGAGAUACGGGAUGGUUCCUGCUUCUGUUGAAAUCGCUGUGUGGAGGGUGUUGGGUACUUCAUAAGGAACUCCGAACUGCAGGACUGGGAUUCAUCUUACAGCUUAAGUAUUUCAGUCUGGUUUUGGAGACCUCUGUAUGUCUUCUCUUCUGUUCAUGGUGUUCAAAAGUGUUGCUAUGGAAGUAGCACCUGAAGGUAUGUUUUGCCCGAAGAACCUGCAAUGAAGCAGUUACAUUAGCAAAUGGUAAUGUACCCCAGAGUUAAGUAAAAUAACAGAGGCCACCAAGUUUUUCUUGUUUGUGUGAUGAAAUGUUGUCAAAUUAAGUGAUUUGUUGGAGCCUUCCUUUAACUUCUGUACAGCAGUAAGUUUAGAGGAAAAGAAGAUUGCAUUAUUUUUAAAAAAGCUUUAUUUGUGACCCGGACUUGUUGCCUCUGACCCUCUUGGGCUUAAAUAGUUAAAUUAUAUUAAUGUCCAGUUUGUUUCACUGUAGGUAACACAUCAACUGAAUACUCUUGUGCAUAAUCUACUGUAUCUUUCCUCUGUUCUGUGUCGAUGUAUUAUGUGUAUUUGGAUUACAGUUCUUUUUUGUAUUAAAUUAUUUUAUGUUAUAGAACAAUAUUUAAGCAAAGCAAAGAGCUAAUGGAAGUUGUUGGCGUUUUGGGAUUUCUUUUCUCUUUGCUCUUUUUUUGGAUGUACUGUAAAUUGUAAACCAAGGAUGCCAAGCAGGCUUGGUUCAAUGGCUAAAAAUUAUUGUAUUACAGUGUAAUGCUGAUCUAGGCCUUGUCUCAACACUAGAGCACACAGACUUGAAUAAAACUGUUAUAAAAGUGA
Messenger RNA from Phalacrocorax carbo (great cormorant), 13714 nucleotides. NCBI's taxonomy places the organism in Eukaryota, Metazoa, Chordata, Aves, Suliformes, Phalacrocoracidae. The record is from RefSeq and is a predicted model, not a curated record.